Messenger RNA from Anopheles marshallii, 477 nucleotides. RefSeq names its product cuticle protein 8-like. The record is from RefSeq and is a predicted model, not a curated record. The coding region runs from base 1 to 477 and encodes 158 amino acids. NCBI's taxonomy places the organism in Eukaryota, Metazoa, Arthropoda, Insecta, Diptera, Culicidae. The transcript has 2 exons. Gene Ontology annotation, cellular component: extracellular matrix.
AUGUUUAAACUCUUUGCAAUGGUUUGUCUCGCGGCGUUCGUACACGGAGCCCAAAUCAAGCAGCACACGAAUUAUGAGACGGGGGUGAAACACAACUCGCAACUCACAAGCCACCAGCUGGAAGAAGUCGAUGCGGGUAAGGAGUUGAUCGAGGAGUCACAGGAUUAUUACGCCUAUCCGAAGUAUCAGUUCGAGUACGGUGUCAAGGAUCCGGUGACGGGUGAUCACAAGAGCCAAUGGGAAAUGCGGGACGGUGACAUCGUGAAGGGAUCGUACACGUUGGAUGAACCGGACGGAACGCAGCGCAUCGUGGAGUAUCGUGCCGACGAUCGGAACGGGUUCGAGGCGAUCGUGAAAAAGAUCGGCAAACCAAAGCAUCCGGAGGAGAUCGUAGGCAAGAAGCUACAGGAGUCGAAGGCAGCAGACGCCCACCAUAUCGUCGGGCAAAGCUACAGCAAACUGAAGAAGUACAGCUGA